AUGAAUCUGGAGACCUGUUACAUUUCCAGCAACUCCAAUCAAGUUCCUACUACCGUCGAUUGGGCUAAAAACAAUUUAAUUUGCUAUGGGUCCUGCAACUCCGUUAUGAUUUACGACCCAGACUACGGAAGCGGUGGAAAGGUAACUCACGUUUUAACAAAACACUCCAAGAGAGUUAAUUCAGUGCGAUGGUUGAGGGGCAAAGAUGUACAUAGUGAGAAAGAAUUGAUUUCUGGAUCAUCUGAUGGGUCCGUAUGCGUUUGGACCUUUGUUAAUGAUAAAUACGAACCAACUUUAUUAGAAGGCCACAGUUCAAAUGUAAAUAUUGUAGAUGGUUUAUAUAAAGAAGCACAUUUUAAGAGUACUGUUAUCGUAAGUGUUUCAAUGGAUCGCAGCGCCAAAAUUUGGUACAGGAAAGAUACUACAGACAACUUCACAAUGACUCAAUCCAUUGAUUUUGGAUAUCACAUUGCUGUAGCUCUGAGAGUAACGUGUUUACCCAACAGCGACGAAGUGCUACUGGUUUGCGCAUUAGACGAUUCCAAAAUACGGGUGUAUAACGAGAAACAGCAGGAUCCCAUUGAAUUCGAGAACUCGGCACAGCUGAUGGGCCAUGAAGAUUGGGUACGAGGACUUGAUUUCACAAUUGAAGGAGACGAUUUGAUUUUGGCAUCGUCCUCUCAAGAUUCCUUCAUCAAAUUGUGGCGUUUCACUACGAAAACUAUCAAUGCAGACUCUAUAGAAAAAACUCAAGUAACGGUUCGAAAUAAAUUGUUAAAUGUUUAUGUCGAGUCCGUGCUAUCGGGGCACGAAGGAUGGGUGUAUUCUGUGAAUUGGAGCCCGAACGGCAAGCAAUUGUUGUCUGCUUCCAUUGACAAAAGUAUGAUCAUCUGGGAAUUUGACGAAACAUCGGAAUUGUGGACUGAAAAAAUUCGCGUUGGUGAAAUCGGAGGCAACACUCUCGGAUUUUACGGGGGUCUUUUCGGACCAAAUGGCGAUGCAGUUUUGGGUCACAGUUACCACGGUGCCUUUCACAUUUGGAAACGUCUCGAAGAACAAAACGACUGGCUGCCUACUGUCACAGUAGGAGGUCAUUUCAACGAGGUUACAGACUGCACUUGGGAACCACAGGGACAGUUUUUGUUUUCAUUGAGUAGCGAUCAAACGACUAGAAUCCAUGCUCCUUGGAAACGCCAAGGAAGGAAAGCUACAUGGCAUGAAAUAGCGAGACCUCAAGUACACGGUUAUGAUAUGAACUCUAUAGCGGUGAUGUCUCGUUAUCAAAUUGCUUCGGCUGCCGAGGAGAAAGUCAUAAGGAUUUUCCACGCUCCAAUAAACUUUGUAGAAAAUUUUAACCGUAUUUGCCAUGCUGAUGGAGAUUUACAAGGAGAUUCGAUUUUGAAAGAAAAUAGUAUGGGUCCUAAAGGAGCGUCAGUUCCUUCAUUAGGGUUAUCCAAUAAAGCUGUGUAUUCAGACGAUAAUUUCGAUGAAAUAAUACCAACCGAUAGGAAAAAUCCGUACCCAGAAGAAUCUCAAUUUACAGCAAUAGAUCUCACUGAACCACCUACUGAAGAAACUUUGCUUCAAAACACCCUGUGGCCGGAAAUUCAGAAACUAUACGGACACGGCUAUGAAGUCUAUUGUUUAGCAGCAUCUCCUGAUGGCAAAUACCUCGCAUCAGCUUGUAAGUCCAACAAACCAGAACACGCUGCUAUUCUAUUAUGGGAUACAUGCAAUUGGAAACUGGUCCAAAAACUAAUGUCGCACGCUCUUACAGUAGUCCAAAUGCAAUUUUCUCCGGAUAAUAAAUUUCUGCUGUCGGUGUCCAGGGAUAGAAGAUGGUCAUUAUUUGCUAAACAAGCCGAUGGGCAAUUUUACUUAGACGGUACUACCGAUAAAAGCACGUCUGUGCAUACAAGGAUAAUUUGGUCUUGUUGUUGGUCGCAUGAUUCCCAAUAUUUUGCCACAGGUUCGCGAGAUGGAAAAAUUGGUGUCUGGUCGAUAAGAAAAAACAAAGAAACUGGGAAAUAUGGAACCGCUUCGGAACCGUUAGUUAUCAAAAAUGAAUCCAUUACAGCCGUUGCAUUCGCUCCUGAAUUAAUUUGCGAAAAAUACUUAUUGGCUGUUGGUAUGGAAAGUGGCCAAAUCGAGUUGUUCAGUUGGUUGCCUCAAGAAUGGACAAAAAUUUCGAUAUUUUCUACGACGGAUUAUCAUCAUUUAACUGUGAAGAAACUGGUAUUUAGGCCGUUACUUGGUGAAGCUGGCGAAAAUGAGUCCAAAAACGUUUUGCAAUUAGCUAGCUGCAGCUCUGAUUGUUCUGUUAAAAUAUUUAAUAUAAUUAUUAAUAAAGAAUGA
Messenger RNA from Phyllotreta striolata, 2355 nucleotides. The record is from the annotation of a GenBank genome assembly. Lineage: Eukaryota; Metazoa; Arthropoda; Insecta; Coleoptera; Chrysomelidae.